AUGAUUCUUGCUUUGUUUGUGUGCGCAUUUAUAGGCCUAAAUAAUGGAUUUAGAGUAUUGGUGGUCUUCCCUUUGUGUGCUCCGAGUCACCAUAUACUUGGCAGAAGCGUAGCUACCAAUCUACUAGAAAGUGGCCACGAGGUUGUCCUUAUUACUUGUUUUCCUGAUAAAGAAAAAAAGAUAAACUUAACACAAAUCGAUCAGUCACAUGUCUUCGAACUCGCACAAAAAAGGAAUAAUAAGAAUUUCGAAGAAGAGUUCAAAUUGAAGAAUUUGGUCGGCCGGAAGAAUUACGUUGAUUCCCUGUCCUUCUAUUACAUCGCCCAUGAUAUUCACAAAUGGUUCCUUACUGAUGACGUCAUGUUGAACCUUCUAAUAGACACACAACAGCAUUUCGAUGCAGUUGUCAUAGAAUGGUUUUUCUCUACACUCUUUGCUGGUAUAGCCCAAGUUUUCCAAGCGCCUUUAAUCUGGGUCUCAACCACCGAGGCCCAUUGGCAAGUUCUGAAAUUGGUCGAUGAGAUAUCAAAUCCCACCUACACUAUAGACAUGUUCUCCGAAAAUAAUCCACCAUUAAAUUUUCUGGAAAGAGCAGUCGAACUCUGGAAUGUUUUUAAAAAAUACAUUUUUUUAACUUGCAUCGUGGAACCUCUUGAAAAAAAUGUUUACAACAGUGUCUACAAACCAAUAGGCGAGAAAAGAAAUGUUACAAUACCUUCUUUUGAAGAUGCAGCAUAUAACGCCUCUUUAUUACUUUUGAAUUCACAUUCUUCCAUCGCACUACCAUUUAAAUUACCACAAAAUGUAAAAUCUAUUGGUGGAUAUCAUAUCGAUAUUAAAAGUAAACCUUUGUCACAGGAUCUCCAAAAACUAAUGGACGAAGCUAAACACGGUGUGAUUUACUUUAGCAUGGGCUUAAAUUUGAAGAGCAAGGACAUGACCGAUAACAUGAGGGAUUCCCUUCUUAAAAUGUUCUCGGAAUUAAAAGAGACUAUCAUUUGGAAAUUUGAGCGUGACUUGGAAAAUGUGCCCAAAAAUAUAUAUCUGACUAAAUGGGCACCGCAGCAAAGCAUUUUAGCCCACCCCAAUUUAAAGAUGUUCAUUACUCAUGGGGGCCAACUGUCAACUACAGAAGCGAUUCAUCACGGAGUUCCGAUUGUGGGCAUACCAGUUUUUGGAGAUCAGCACAUCAAUAUGAGAAAUGCUGUGGAAAAAGGAUUCGGUAUCGCCGUGGACUUAUCGGAAGACAUGGUUGGUGAACUUACAGCAGCCAUUCAGGAGAUACUAAAUAACCUAAGUUACAAAAAUAAAGCUAAGGAGCUUUCUGCACUCUUCCAUUACCGACAAAUGACUCCUCAGAAGGAAUUAGUACAUUGGGUGGAGUAUGCGAUCAGAACACGAGGGGCACUCCACCUUCGAUCUCCAGCCCUCAACGUGCCACUCUAUCAAAAGCUCUAUCUAGAUCUCCUUUUAACUUUUGUUUUUGUUAUAUAUGUACUACGCAAAGUGUUUAAUAUGUUAUUUCCUAAGAAAUCAUCCUUAAAAGUUAAGAUAAGCUAA
Molecule: messenger RNA, 1560 nt
Organism: Diatraea saccharalis (sugarcane borer)
Lineage: Eukaryota; Metazoa; Arthropoda; Insecta; Lepidoptera; Crambidae
Source: the annotation of a GenBank genome assembly